AUGAACAGUCUCUCUGUUAUCUGUUUCGUUGUUGUAUUUUUUAGGCUAUCUCAAGCUACCAAUGUUUCCAAGAACUAUAACGCAAAACCGGAAUUUGAUAACAAGAAGUCAGAUAAUGAACUUUUAGGAGAAUAUACUGCUCGCUCUUUGUGUGAGUGUUCUGCUUUGUGUCAGAAUGAAUGUGGAUUCUAUGGUUACAAUCCUAAGAUAAAGAAGUGUCGUGUCCACAAGAGGAAGUUUACGUCUGGACUGUCAGAUGAGGUCGGGUGGAGAUAUUAUAGUUCUCUGCCUAUAGAUUGUAAAGACCUACAUGAAAGUCGUCACAAUGCUUCAGGUGUGUAUGAAAUCUAUCCCCUUGGAACCAUUACCAGCCCCCUAAGAGUUUUCUGUGACAUGGAAACAGAAGACGGGGGAUGGACAGCAAUUCAAAAAAGGGUAGAUGGAUCCCUGAGCUUUUACCAGAACUGGGACGAAUAUAAAAAUGGGUUUGGUUCACCGGAGCAGAAUAUCUGGAUUGGAAAUGACGUUAUCCAUCAGUUAACAAGGGGAAAGAACUCCUUCUUAUAUGUUACCAUCACACUAAAGAAUGGCACCAGGUUUUAUGAAAUGUACAGCCAAUUCUCCGUUUCCAGUGAAGCAGACAAGUACAAGCUCUAUCUUUCGGGGAAUGCCACAGGAACAUUAGAAUAA
Molecule: messenger RNA, 690 nt
Organism: Saccostrea cuccullata (small rock oyster)
Lineage: Eukaryota; Metazoa; Mollusca; Bivalvia; Ostreida; Ostreidae
Product: angiopoietin-4-like
Exons: 5
Coding region: 1-690 (229 amino acids)
Source: RefSeq, a predicted model, not a curated record